AUGAAGGGUCUCUUCGCUGCCACUUUGGCUUUGGCCAUGAAUGGCGCUUUCGCGCUCCCGUCGCCCACGGAGCAGGGCCCCAUCACUGCUCGUGCUGCAGCGGCUGCAUGUGCCACUCCCGUCACGCUUUCUGGCAAUCCGUUUGCAUCCCGGUCCAUCUAUGCCAACAAGUUCUACUCGUCUGAGGUGGCUGCCGCAGCGGCUGCCAUGACGGACACGGCAUUGGCGUCUGCAGCAGCCAAGGUCGCUAAUGUCGGUACCUUUUUGUGGAUUGACACUCGUGCCAAGAUUGCCGUGGUAGAGGAUGGUAUCAAGGACGUUCCUUGUGAUCAGAUCGCCGCUCUGGUCAUCUACGAUCUCCCCGGUCGUGACUGUGCUGCCAAGGCUUCCAACGGUGAACUUGCCGUUGGUGAACUCGACAUUUACAAGAGGGAGUACAUUGACCCCAUUGUCGCCAUCUUCAAGAAGUACCCCAACACCGCCAUCGCACUGGUCAUCGAGCCCGACUCGCUCCCUAACCUCGUCACCAACGCGAAGCUGCAGACCUGCCAGGACUCGGCUUCAGGCUACCGCGAGGGUGUGGCUUACGCCCUUAAGCAGUUCAACAUGCCCAAUAUCGCCAUGUACAUUGACGCUGGUCACGGAGGCUGGCUAGGCUGGAAUGACAACCUGAAGCCCGGUGCCAAAGAACUCGCCACCGUCUACAAAAACGCCGGCAGUCCCAAAUCCGUCCGCGGCAUCGCCACCAAUGUUGCCGGCUGGAACGCCUGGGACCAGACCCCGGGUGAGUUCUCAACAGCCACCGACGCACAGUGGAACAAGGCGCAAAACGAGAAACUCUACAUCGAGCUCUUCUCCCCCGAACUCAAGAGCGCAGGCAUGCCCGGCCAGGCCAUUGUCGACACGGGACGCAAUGCCGUCACGGGCUUGCGCCGCGAGUGGGGCAACUGGUGCAAUGUCAAUGGCGCCGGGUUUGGCGUGCGCCCGACGUCGAAUACGGGAAGUAGUCUGGUGGACAGCUUUGUGUGGGUCAAGCCUGGGGGUGAGAGUGAUGGCACGAGUGAUCCGAGUGCGACUCGGUAUGAUAGCUUUUGCGGCAAGGAAGAUGCGUUUAAACCUAGUCCGGAGGCGGGACAGUGGAACCAGGCUUACUUUGAGAUGUUGGUUAAGAAUGCUAAGCCGGCUUUUUAA
This is a messenger RNA of Plenodomus lingam JN3, 1191 nucleotides long. RefSeq lists its product as uncharacterized. Gene Ontology annotation, molecular function: hydrolase activity, hydrolyzing O-glycosyl compounds. Lineage: Eukaryota; Fungi; Ascomycota; Dothideomycetes; Pleosporales; Leptosphaeriaceae. Gene Ontology annotation, biological process: cellulose catabolic process. The record is from RefSeq and is a predicted model, not a curated record.